AUUUGUUUUUUACUAUUUAUAUGGACCGGCCUCGCCGAGGCGUCCACGGCCAUGUUCGCGGCGCUGCACGAGCUCUUCGACAAGUGCAGCGUCCGGCACGUGGGAGUGCUGGUGGUCAACUGCAGCCUCUUCAACCCGACGCCGUCGUUGUCGGCCAUGAUCGUGAACCACUACGAGAUGCGCGGGAACAUCCUGAGCUACAACCUGGGCGGCAUGGGCUGCAGCGCGGGGGUCAUCGCCGUCGACCUGCCCCGCGACAUGCUGCAGGCCAGCGGCGCGGGCCUAGCCGUGGUGGUCAGCACGGAGGCCGUCUCCUUCACGUGGUACCCCGGAAGGCGCCGCUCCAUGCUCAUCCUCAACGCCUUCUUCCGGGCCGGGUGCGACUGCGCGGCGGUGCUGCUGUCCAACAGCCGCCGCGACUUCCACCGCGCCAAGUACCAGCUGGAGCACGUGGCGACGCACAAGGCCGCCGACGACCGCGCCUUCCGCUCCGUGUACCAGGAGGAGGAUGUGGUGCAGCGCAACCUGAACAUAAACCGCGACCUGCUGGAGGUGGGUGGGCACGGGCACGCGCUCAAGACCAACAUCACCACCCGGGGGCCCCUGGUGCUGCCGUUCUCCGAGCAGUUGCUCUUCUUCGCGGGCGUGCUGUUCCGCCACCUGUUCCCGUCCAAGGCCUCGACCCCAGCGCCGACGACCGCGCCCGGGGAUGCCUCGGCCGCCGCGCCCUACAUCCCGGACUUCAAGCGCGCGUUCGAGAACUUCUGCAUGCACGCGGCCAGCGGCGACGUGCUGGAGCACCUGCAGAGCAACCUUAGCCUGCGCAACGCCGACCUGAAGGCCUUGCAUAAAUUUUCAUUGGAAAAAGAAAAAAAAAUCUGA
Molecule: messenger RNA, 882 nt
Organism: Zea mays
Lineage: Eukaryota; Viridiplantae; Streptophyta; Magnoliopsida; Poales; Poaceae
Product: 3-ketoacyl-CoA synthase 10
Biological process (GO): fatty acid biosynthetic process
Cellular component (GO): membrane
Molecular function (GO): acyltransferase activity, transferring groups other than amino-acyl groups
Source: RefSeq, a predicted model, not a curated record